GCAAGUACACACAUAUAGUGCCAUUCCACUUUGAAAUAUUAGAAGCUAGCCAUAAAAUGGCACUAAUAGGAUUAGGAUACAUUGAAAUUCUCCUAGCAAUAUUAUGUUUUUUCUUGUUUUAUUUCUUUAGGGAUUCAAAAUAUCCGAUAAAUUGGCCGAUUUUCGGUAUGCUCCCAGGGGCUUUGUACCAUAUACAACAAAUCCAUGAAAGGUGUACUAUGACAAUGAGAGCCUCAGGGGGAACUUUUUUAUUUAAAGGUCCCUGGUUUGCAAAUAUGGACAUGUUGUCAACAGUUGAUCCAGCCAAUGUGCAUUACAUAAUGAGUGCAAAUUUCAUGAAUUUUCCAAAAGGGCCAAAAUUUAAAGAGAUGUUUGAUGUUUUAGGAAAUGGGAUUUUCAACGCGGACUUGGAUAUGUGGAAGAUUCAGAGGAAGACAACUCGUGCUCUCAUCACUCAUCAACAAUUUUACAAGUUUUUAGUCAAGACUAGUCGCGAUAAGGUAGAAAAAGGGCUAAUUCCUGUGCUUGAUUAUAUAUGUGACAAAGGUUCUAUAGUGGAUUUGCAAGAUUUGUUCCAAAGGUUCACUUUUGAUACUACUUGUAUUUUGGUCACUGGAUAUGAUCCUGGAUGUGUAUCUAUAGAUUUCCCUGAUGUUCCUUUCUCGAAAGCUAUGGAUGAUGCUGAAGAAGCCAUUCUUUUCCGCCAUGCAUUGCCCGAGAUUAUUUGGAAAUUACAAAGAUGGCUUAGAAUUGGAGAGGAAAAGAAGUUGAUUAGAGCUCGCGAAACAUUGGACUAUACUAUAAGUAAAUACAUAUACAAGAAGCGCGGAGAGUUGAAGGAAGGAGAAAAUGUGAAAGAAAGUGAAGAGGGAUUUGAUCUUUUGACAUUUUAUCUCAAGGAAGAAGAGAAUUUGGGAGUGAAAUGUGAUGACAAGUACUUAAGGGACACCAUAUUGAAUCUUAUGAUAGCAGGGCGCGACACGACUAGCUCUGCUCUCACAUGGUUUAUUUGGCUUGUGUCAACAAAUCCACAAGUGGAGGAGAAGAUUAGAGAUGAAAUCAACUCUAUUAUUACCAAAGAAGAAGUUGGAAAAUGGAGGCUUUUUAAUGUUCAAGAAUUGAACAAGCUUGUUUACUUACAUGGCGCGUUGUGUGAUUCGUUAAGGCUAUAUCCACCAGUUCCAUUCCAACACAAAGAGCCACUUGAGAAUGACAUUCUCCCGAGUGGUCACAAAGUUCAUCCAAAGUUAAAGAUAAUGUUUUCGUUGUAUGCAAUGGGAAGAAUGGAAACGAUAUGGGGGAAAGAUUGCUUGGAAUUUAAGCCAGAGAGAUGGAUUUCAGACAGAGGAACUAUUAAGCACGAGCCGUCGUACAAAUUCUUGUCUUUUAAUGCUGGACCAAGAACUUGUCUUGGAAAAGAAGUGGCUUUCACUCAAAUGAAGGCUGUAGCUGCUGCUAUUAUUCACAAUUAUCAAGUUGAACUUGUAAAAGGACACCCUAUUGAACCCAAUGCUUCUAUAAUUCUCUACAUGAGACAUGGUUUUAAAGUUAGGAUUAGUAGAAGGUGGCCUUGAUAUUAAGGACAUGCAAUAUAUGUUGUGCAUCAAAUAUAUGUAAUGUUUUGUUUGUUUGCCUGCUAAUAUCUUUUUGUUAAUUACAUUUAGGCAUGUAAAAUUUCUUUAAUGAAUUUAAUUAAUUGUUCUAUGU
This is a messenger RNA of Nicotiana attenuata, 1707 nucleotides long. RefSeq names its product alkane hydroxylase MAH1-like. The record is from RefSeq and is a predicted model, not a curated record. The transcript has a single exon. Gene Ontology annotation, molecular function: monooxygenase activity; iron ion binding; heme binding. The coding region runs from base 57 to 1574 and encodes 505 amino acids. Lineage: Eukaryota; Viridiplantae; Streptophyta; Magnoliopsida; Solanales; Solanaceae.